AUGGUUGUGGAAGCGCUGCUGUCCAUGGAGCACUGCCACGGCCCCAGUGCGGCCGCUUUGGCUGCUGCACCGCACGCCCCCUACCCAGACACCCUCCGGCUGCCGCCCCGGCGAGUUUGUGUGUCUGGCGCUGCCCACCCGCUGCCCACUCGUCCGGAUGCUGAGCACCAGAGCGACCCAUCGCCGCGCGCGAGGCUCAGACAGUCGCUUGGCCAUCGCACAGAGCUCGAUCUCGUUACACAGCCGAGCGCUGGAGAGAGAAGUGGUUGUGAAAAGGACAAGGAAUCCUCAGCCGAAGUUCACACGGGAACGCUGCGUGGGAAACGCCACCGGGCACGCGGGACGCUGCGGGGACGGCGCCUGCGAGAGGCGGAGACACAAACCCACGGAGCCCCUUCGUGCCAGGCUGUCACCUCGCAGAAAGGCUACAGUGUUCCUGGAAACCAUUAUCAGCCUCUAAUGAUAUUAUCAAAAUUGGAGCGUGCUGUGGUGGGGCCGGGAGGAGGCAGCUCCACGGCCGCCGCUGCCCUGCCCGGGGAGCCUCGGCGGGACGGCGGCUGCGGCCCCACCGACCCUCCUCUGGAGCCAAAGGCAGUUCCCUAAUAGAGCCCCAGCACUCCCCAACGUGGAGCCUUCCUCUGCAGCAGGAGUGAGCCCGGCCUCCCUGCAGCACGUGUGUGUGGGUCAGCGGCUCUGGGAGGAGAGCGCAGCACACGGCACCGCACCAGCGGGCCACCGGGACCCCCACGCCGGGGCUCAGCUCAGCCCCUUCCCCUCGGCACACACCUGAUGCUGGCGCAAGAGUCACCUGCGAGCCCUGCUGGAGCCGGGGCCGGCCGGGAGCUCCAGGGCACGGCACAG
Messenger RNA from Colius striatus (speckled mousebird), 861 nucleotides. RefSeq lists its product as uncharacterized. NCBI's taxonomy places the organism in Eukaryota, Metazoa, Chordata, Aves, Coliiformes, Coliidae. The coding region runs from base 1 to 603 and encodes 200 amino acids. The record is from RefSeq and is a predicted model, not a curated record. The transcript is spliced from 7 exons.